Molecule: messenger RNA, 2315 nt
Organism: Daucus carota subsp. sativus
Lineage: Eukaryota; Viridiplantae; Streptophyta; Magnoliopsida; Apiales; Apiaceae
Product: sulfate transporter 3.1
Exons: 12
Coding region: 108-2057 (649 amino acids)
Biological process (GO): transmembrane transport
Cellular component (GO): plasma membrane
Molecular function (GO): secondary active sulfate transmembrane transporter activity
Source: RefSeq, a predicted model, not a curated record
CAAUUCUAAAUAUUCUCAAUCAUGCACUACAAAAACUUCUGUUAGCACUAUACAGCUUCUUACAAGUCAUUCUCUCGCAAAUUUACAUAGUUUCAAAAAAGUGCUAAAUGGGUGAAGGAAAAUAUGAAUCCCGUAAGCAUGUAGAAAUGCCUCCAUCAAAACCAUUCUCCAACUCACUACAAUCGUCACUGAAGGAGACAUUCUUUCCUGAUGAUCCAUUCAGACGAUUCAGAAACCAGCCUAUUUCCCGAAAGAUUGUACUAGGACUACAAUACUUCGUGCCAGUCCUCGAAUGGGCUCCUCGUUAUAGUUUUGAUUUCUUUAAAUCUGAUCUCCUAGCCGGAAUCACUAUUGCCAGUCUUGCUGUUCCACAAGGCAUCAGCUAUGCCAACUUGGCCAACUUACCACCAGUCAUCGGACUUUAUUCAAGUUUUGUUCCACCUUUAGUAUACGCCAUGCUGGGAAGUUCGAAAGAUGUUGCAGUUGGUCCAGUUGCAGUUGGAUCACUUCUCAUAGCUUCGAUGUUGGGGAAGGAAGUCAGCCCUAUCGACAAUCCGAAGCUCUACGUGGACUUGGUUUUUACUGCUACCUUCUUUGCUGGAGUUUUUGAAGCUGCACUAGGUUUCUUAAGGCUUGGAUUUAUAGUGGACUAUCUGUCUCAUGCAACAAUAAUAGGGUUUAUGGGUGGAGCAGCCACGGUGGUGUGCCUGCAACAGCUCAAAGGGAUUUUAGGACUCGUUCAUUUCACUCAUUCUACAGAUCUUCUGUCUGUCACUCGAUCUAUUUUCACCCAGACGCGUCAGUGGAGAUGGGAAAGUGGAGUCCUGGGUUGCUGCUUCCUUUUCUUCCUCGUCUUAACAAGAUACAUGAGCAAGAGAAAGGCGUCCUUCUUUUGGAUAAACGCUAUGGCGCCGCUGGCUUCUGUGAUUCUGGGAAGCAUUCUUGUGUAUUUCACCCACGCUGAACAGCAUGGAGUUCAAGUGAUUGGACAUCUAAAGAAAGGAUUGAAUCCAGUGUCUGGGUCGGAAUUGGCAUUUGGAUCUCCACACAUGGGUUUGGCCAUUAAGACAGGAAUCAUCACUGGUAUUAUUGUACUGGCUGAAGGUAUUGCAGUGGGAAGAAGCUUUGCGAUGUUCAAGAACUAUCACAUUGAUGGUAAUAAAGAGAUGAUUGCUUUUGGAGUUAUGAACAUUGCAGGCUCUUUCACUUCUUGCUAUCUGACUUCUGGAACAUUUUCAAGAACAGCAGUGAAUUAUAACGCGGGAUGCAAAUCUGCAGUCUCUAAUAUUGUGAUGGCAACAGCGGUGAUGAUAACGUUGCUGUUUCUAAUGCCAUUGUUUCACUACACUCCUCUCGUGGUGCUCUCCUCCAUUAUCAUGGCAGCAAUGUUAGGUCUCAUAGACUAUAACGGAGCUAUUCACCUCUGGAAUGUCGACAAAUUUGAUUUUGUCAUCUGUAUGAGCGCAUAUGUUGGAGUGGUUUUUGGCAGUGUUGAAAUUGGAUUAGUGAUUGCGGUGGUGAUAUCUCUGCUUCGUGUUCUGUUAUUCCUUACGAGGCCAAGAACUUUACUGCUUGGCAAAGUUCCAGGGUCCAUGGCAUACAGAAGUACAGAACAGUACCCCGAGGCUAAUAAUGUUCCUGGAAUCCUCAUUCUUCGAAUUGAAAGCCCCAUCUAUUUCACCAAUUCCAACUACUUAAGGGAAAGGAUCUGGAGAUGGAUUAAUGAAGAGGAAGAUAAGCUAAAAGAUUCCUCAGCAACUGAAUUACAGUAUGUUGUUUUAGAUUUAAGCGCUGUUGGUAGUGUAGAUACGAGUGGAAUUAGCAUGCUCGACGAAGUGGAGAAAAGUACAAGCAGAAGAGGCAUUAAGCUAGUGUUGGUUAACCCGGGAAGCGAGGUGAUGAGGAAGCUGGGCAAGUCCGGGUUUACAGAAAGGAUUGGGAGAGAAUGCAUGUAUCUUACAGUCGGAGAUGCAGUUGAUGGAAUCAGUUUCGUGCUUCACUCGCAUAAAUCCAAAGCAGUUGAAGCAGAGGAUGUCAACAUUAACAACAUUGUAUGAUCGCAAAUGAUGCCUGCAGCAGAAAUAAUCUCAGACAUGGUUUCAUCAUCUCAACAUAUCUGAAUCAUCAUGAGAGUCACUUGUGAUAUUCUCCUUCCAUGUUGAAAUAAAUUAGUAUAUAUGCGCCCUCAAACUCAUUAAAACUUUGUUAAGCGCUAAAUUGUCGUCGCAAAUGUUCUCAAAUUAGUUCAUAAAUUAUGCAGAACACAUGAUUAAAAUAAAACAAGAAGAUAUAUAGUCAAAAAUCCUUCUGCAUAA